GAUUUCCUGUUUUAUUUUGUAUCAGAAUUACAAAUUUGGCGGUUUAAGCUGUGGUUAAAUAAACUGUAUAUUCCAGAGUUUUGUUAGUGACUCAUCAAGGGGCCUUUAGGGUCCCAGAAACUCUGGCAAACCAGUAAGUCAGAUGAGAACCCCUGUCUCCGCCCAGCAUGAAGCAACGCCCUCCUUGUUCAUGGAGAUAAAAAGUCCAGUUCGUUUACUCUUUUCGUGUCCAGUGAGGUUUCCAUGAGCGCACAGGCGUAUUUUUUCUUCUCAAUGUGGCCCAGAGCUUUCGCUCUCAUGUUUUGAAGCCACUCUAGUCGAAGAUCCACCAUGUCCACCGGGUCUCUCAGCGACGACGAGCUUCUGGACGGCAUCCUGAAAUUCAGUUCAGGUAAAGACUCCAACGAGAGCACAGAGGAGAGCUCCAACUGCGAGGGAGCGUGCGCAAACGACGAACGGAAAGAUGCGCCAGGGAAGAGGCGAAAGACGGGGUCCCGCAAGAGUGCGGCUAAGGGCGGGGCGCAGCAGGAGGGCAAGCAGGUGCAAAGGAACGCAGCCAACGCGCGGGAGAGGGCCCGCAUGCGCGUGCUCUCCAAAGCCUUUUCGCGGCUGAAAACCUCCUUGCCUUGGGUACCACCGGACACCAAACUCUCCAAGCUGGACACACUGCGUCUGGCGUCCAGCUACAUCGCGCAUCUCCGGCAGAUCCUGGCCAAUGACAAAUAUGAGAAUGGAUAUAUUCACCCAGUGAACCUGACGUGGCCUUUCAUAGUUGCGGGGAAACCAGAGACCGACCUGAAGGAGAUGCUGAGCGCAACGCGGCUGUGCGGAACCACUGCGUCCUGAUGCGCGGAACCACUGCGUCCUGAUGCGCAGACGCGUCUGCACCAUUUUUGAGGGACUUUUUCCAGAAGAAAAAAGGAACAAAAAGACCCCAAAAAGUGACUCAGUUUCAUGUCUGCGCUGACUGUGAGUGGGAAUACCGGGGGUGCGCAUCCAGUCCCCCCUCGUUCCCGUAUCUAGAACUGAUAAAAAAGUAUUUAAUUCUCCUGCUGUCUUUGCUGGUUCAAAGAUAUUUUUAACAGCUUGUUUUUUUUAAUAGUCUAUUAUAAACUGCAUCAGUAUGAAUGGACAUGAACAUUUCAGUUGCCCUUUUUGUUCAAAAUACUGUACAGCUUUCAUAUAAAAUAUAUUUGCAUUACAUUUUUGUACUUCA
Oryzias latipes (Japanese medaka) is the source of this 1216-nucleotide messenger RNA. RefSeq names its product transcription factor 21 (gene tcf21). Gene Ontology annotation, molecular function: RNA polymerase II transcription regulatory region sequence-specific DNA binding; DNA-binding transcription factor activity, RNA polymerase II-specific; protein dimerization activity. The record is from RefSeq and is a predicted model, not a curated record. Lineage: Eukaryota; Metazoa; Chordata; Actinopteri; Beloniformes; Adrianichthyidae. Gene Ontology annotation, biological process: regulation of transcription by RNA polymerase II; developmental process.